Molecule: messenger RNA, 1431 nt
Organism: Talaromyces marneffei
Lineage: Eukaryota; Fungi; Ascomycota; Eurotiomycetes; Eurotiales; Trichocomaceae
Exons: 1
Coding region: 1-1431 (476 amino acids)
Biological process (GO): lipid metabolic process
Molecular function (GO): phosphoric diester hydrolase activity
Source: RefSeq, a predicted model, not a curated record
AUGGCUCAAGCAUUGACAAUCCGCAAUUUCACCUCCACUCCACUGGAAUUGAAGGUCAUUGAGCGCUUUUCCCCGCACGAAAAGCCCAAAGAAGAUGGCCUCCAAGCUUUUGGCACAAUGGCCAAAAACUUCACACGCAUGGUGACCGACGCCGCGACAAAUGUGACUCGUGCAUCCAACACUGCCCAGUCUCUGCCCCAGGACGCCCAACCAUUUGCUCAUCAGGAUAUCAGUAUCCGUAUUGAUCCAUUCACUACCAACAAGACGGAUGUCAAGACUUUUGAGAACAAUGACAAAGAGCGUUUGCGUCUAACCUUUGAGGUUGAUGGGGAGCGACAUGUCAUUACUGUCCCGGUACCGACAGUCGAAUCGGCCGAGAUGCGAUCUUUGACAGACAACCCCCGUCAUCGAUUCACAGGUGUCUAUGUUACGCAAGAGGGUUAUCUUGCAAUUUACUCUUCUGCCGAGCUCAAUGCGUGGAUGCGCGAGCUACGAGAUGAGACUAUGCUCUCUUCACUGUCGAUUCCCGGCACCCACAACUCUCCCACCUGUUACAUUGCACCUCCGUCAGUCCGUUGCCAGGCAGUCAGUCCCAAAGAACAACUCGAGAAUGGUGUUCGGUUCUUUGAUAUCCGUGUACAGCCCCAGUAUCCUGAUGAUCCCUCCAAGGACGAUUUGAUCCUCGUCCACAGCGCCUUUCCAAUCUCUCUCACUGGAAACAAGUAUUUCAGAGAUCUCCUAAAUGUCGUUAAUGAAUUUCUCGACCGCAAUCCCUCCGAGACUCUGAUCAUCUCGUUGAAGAGAGAGGGAACGGGCAAGGCCACAGACGAGCAGCUCAGUCGCAUCGUCCGCGAUCACUACGCAACCCCUGAUAGCCGCUGGUACACCGAUCCCCGAACACCAACCCUAGGCGAAGUCCGCGGCAAAAUCGUGCUUGUUCGACGCUACAAUCUCGAUGAGCCGCAAAAAGGAGAGCACGAAGGAAGAGGCUUCGGUAUUGAUGGCUGUGGUUGGGCCGACAACACGCCCAACGCAACCUGUCCAGGCGGCGAACUCUGUAUCCAGGAUUUCUACGAGGUGCUCGAAACCCAAAACAUUGACAAGAAGAUUCAAUAUGUCAACGAUCACAUCGCUCGAGCAGGUGCUGCUCGUUACCCAUUCGGGCGUGGCGAUCCAAAUCAGAAGUAUCCCUUUUUCGUCAAUUUCCUGAGUGCAAGCAAUUUCUGGAAAACCGAGACUUGGCCUGAGAAGAUUGCUGCGAAGCUCAAUCCGGCAACUGUCAAGUAUCUCUGUUUGGAUCAUUGCAAUCAUCCGGAUGGAGAUUGGAGUACUGGCGUUUUGGUGACUGAUUGGGUGGGUUUGGACGGUGAUUGGGAUCUUGUCAGGUGCAUUGUGGGCAUGAAUGCGAAGUUGAAGCUCAGGGAGAAUUAG